AAAAAAAAAAAAAAACUACACCCACUUUUAGACGAGCUGGGCGCCCUGUGAAAUUCGCCCAUUUUGCGCCUGCCCUGCGACUGGAUUCUUACUUGCAGAUUGCAGCUUGCAGCUCUCGUUGACCUCGUUACGGUUCGGUAGACAUAGCGCUAUAUCUUCGUUUACCGUCACUCAUAAUAAUAAUCUUUUACUUCCCUCGACAUCCUGGCAAUGAGGUUGUCAUUGUCCGUCUUGCGCCUUCCCGAGUUGUCCGAAGCCGAUCUUGAGCCCGAAUCCGAAUUCAGAUCCUAUACCAGUUGAGUGCGUGUUUUUGUUGAUUGAACGCAGUCUAGUCCGGGUCAUAGCCCGGCGCGUGGAUGAUGCGGUCGGGGCUGGAAAAGCCAGGUGCAAUUCCGUUUUUGGCGCUUGUUGUCUUUUCGCUGCUUAGCUUGGUGCCGUCGUUAUCAUGGGAUUGGGGGUCUAAUUGGAAGAAUGGGUGGUAUACUGGGAGUGAGGUCCGACCAAUUGGUGCAGAUUUUUCGCGAUUCGUCAAGGAUGGUUCUGUUGAUACUCGUUUGAGGGUCCGGGCAACAAGCGGUCAGUGUUGGCCGUGGUUGUGUGGUGAUUCCCUGCCUCGUUCGCGUCCUGCUGCGGUUCCGAGCUCGUUUGAGACUGCAUCUGUUUUGCCAAACGAUGCUCCCACGGUGUAUCCGUGGAAACAUUCUUCGACCCUUACUCGAAGCAUUCGUGCUUUCACAGCCUUCAUCCAGCAGUUGGAUGGCCGUCAGUUGCUACCGUCUUUUUCUACUCGGAGCGUACCUCCGGUCGAGACAGCGUCGUCGCAUCCUCCAUCGAACCUUUCCGACGUUCCUUCCUUACCGUUACCUUCAUUGCGUGACGACUCUUUUGAGCAGAUGGUAUAUGACAAUAAUUAUACGACCUUGAUGAUCAACAAAACCGAUACAAAUCCUAAACUACAGUUUUGCGAUCGUUUCAGUGGUGCAUGGCAGCAGGCCUGUCUCACCGUCCACGAUACAGUGAAGACAUUUUCUACUUCCUAUGACGCUAUAGACUCAACAUAUCUACCUAAUUCUUCAAUACAGCCGCCCGUUUCACCUCCUUCGGAUACUCACCAACUAAAGCUACCACUGCAACACAACGUGUCCGAACCUACCGUCGCACCCAAAACAAUACCGUCCGCAAAUGCAGCUGCAGUCCUCUCCGGCGACUCGCAGGAUGCAGGGAGCGGUCGAAACCCCAAGCAAGUCCGUGGUAGCUGCAUGGCUAUCGUAAUCGGCUUGGUGGUGGGAAUCAUGUGGUUUUGAUAAUCGUAUACAUCCAAUCUUAUUGGGCGUCCAUGGCUUUGGAGUUUUUUGUUUUUUUUUUUUUUUUU
Messenger RNA from Aspergillus glaucus CBS 516.65, 1372 nucleotides. RefSeq lists its product as uncharacterized. The transcript has 2 exons. The record is from RefSeq and is a predicted model, not a curated record. Bases 357 to 1304 code for a protein of 315 amino acids. NCBI's taxonomy places the organism in Eukaryota, Fungi, Ascomycota, Eurotiomycetes, Eurotiales, Aspergillaceae.